Messenger RNA from Trichoderma aggressivum f. europaeum, 990 nucleotides. RefSeq lists its product as uncharacterized. The transcript has a single exon. The record is from RefSeq and is a predicted model, not a curated record. The coding region runs from base 1 to 990 and encodes 329 amino acids. Lineage: Eukaryota; Fungi; Ascomycota; Sordariomycetes; Hypocreales; Hypocreaceae.
AUGGAACUCAAAGAAAAACGCUCCGUCGUUAGCCGUGAGCUGAAAACCCUUGAACCCGGCUCCCUCUACAUCACAAUCUCCGUCCCUCGAUCCAGUUCUCACGGCCCUGACUCGCCCGUCAGCUGCUACUACCCGCCAUGUCUAUCUGAGGAUCUCGACCUGGCGUCAUACGAAGUGUCGUGCGCCAAGGGCAUCGACAGAGAAGAGUUCGACUGGGGCGUCUACCUGCACCGAGGCUACGGCAACGGCACCUGGUACGAGCUCCGCAGAGUAAGCUGCGCGAUCGACGCCGGCAUCGACGACGGCGCUCUAUUAGGCUCCAGCGGCAGGGCAAGCAUGGGUAGCAUCGCCGGUGCUGGUACGGGCGAUGGCGAUGGCGCCAGCGUCGUCGCACGUUCCUUGCCCUUCUUCACCCUCUCCAGGCGGGAGAUGCGUCUGUCGCCACGUCUGCAGACCCGAGUGGCCGCCCUGGUCAGGGUCCUGCGCGUGCCAGAAUCCUUCGCCGAUGGCCUGACGCCUUAUCUGGACUGGCUGGCGGUGCAAACGGCGCCCAGCGCCACGAGGUCCUUCAUCUGGGCGUCGUCCAUGUACAUCCGCACGCGUCAUCACUUUUCGGCAUAUACCAACGGCACCGUGGGCGAUGGCGAUGCGGCAGCAACGGGCUUCGCCACGACAGGGUUCCUCCAGGAGGCCCUUCACUUGGCGUACAAGGAGGUCUGGUACGGCCUGGGAGGCCAGCUGCCACGGCCCAUGAUGGCUUCGGCGUUUGGGGUUGAGAUGCUGCUCAUGGGGGACGCCAGCAACGCAAACGCACAGCAGCAGCAGCAGCAAAAUGCCGACCAAGAUGCCGAUGAUAAAUCGACCAAGUGCCUAUGGGGGUACGUGUAUCAGCAUGCAGAAACAGGGCUUCACGACACCCCUGGCUGGAGGAGCAUCACCUACACGGGGGUGGCCGUCUUUGAAGCCAUAUCGAUCGACUCGUCGAUUUAA